Molecule: messenger RNA, 1125 nt
Organism: Exaiptasia diaphana
Lineage: Eukaryota; Metazoa; Cnidaria; Anthozoa; Actiniaria; Aiptasiidae
Exons: 2
Coding region: 1-1125 (374 amino acids)
Source: RefSeq, a predicted model, not a curated record
AUGCAUACAUUUGAUGCCACUGUAGACACAAAAGCAAUGCCAUUUGCCUACCUUGAUUCCAAAGAUUCACCGUGUAAAGAUCCAGACCCACACAAACUUUGUGAAAGUCCUCUUUGUGAUGUUACAGAUUUAGACUGCCUUGUUAUCAUACCAUCCAUAAGUGUUGUUUCGAAAAUUCAACAAUCCUGUCCAAUCUGCACUGAUAACCUCAGUAAAAGAGUGAAUAACUUAGCACAUAGUUCCAAUGAAAGCUCACUGAAACCAACAACUCAGUCAAAGAAAAAUCAAGAUAACUCUGAUGAUGAAGAUGAUGAUAAUGAUGACGAUGAAGAAAAUACUAUCUCAGUGAAUCACAGAGACCCAUCCUAUUAUUUAUCCAACCAAUGUUUCUCGGUUCUGCAGCCCAAUAUUAACCAUACAUCACAAUCAGCGAAUCAGUCAAGUACUAACAAUCCAAAUCAGCCAGCUGCUUUGAACAUCACAAUUGCUAAAAUGUCCAUUGGGAAUUCAUUGUUGAUUUUCUUACCAGCCAAUGCAUCCCAGGCCACAAUUUUGGGAAGAAAUGGAUCCAAUGCUUUCACAUUCAUAGUUUUAUUGAUAGCGAAAUUGUACACAAAUUCUGGACAAUAUCAACAUCUUCAGCUUGGCCGUAAUGGUGAUUUAAAUCAGUAUUGGUUAACGUUGUUAUUGUCAGCUAUGGCCAGAGGCAAACAGCUAUAUGAUGCUGUCACUCAAGGCUCUAACCAAUUCUUUAGUGUUGCUGAUGCAAGAAACCAUCUUUUAGCAGUUAUUUCUCCAGUUACAUUAGAAGACACCUUUGAUGUCACCUUWACAUGUGAGAAUCCUCAAGUGCCUCAGAGUUCUUUGAGUUUUUAUUUGCAACGACUCGUUCUUGAACGUCCAUUAGCAGCUCUUGUUAUCAUCGAUGGGAUGACAGUGUGUUUUGUUGGUCAAAACAAUUGUGUUUACUUGAUUGAUAGUCACCCACAUAUCGAUCACAGAAGGGCUUUUGGUGCUUUCGUUGGCAUGACACCUGUGAAUAACCUCRAAGAGUUYCGUGUCAAUGUUAAACCGCAAAUUUCGCCUAAUUUCAAUGUCUGUUCAUUACAGUUCGCAUCGUUUUGA